Molecule: messenger RNA, 2403 nt
Organism: Branchiostoma belcheri (Belcher's lancelet)
Lineage: Eukaryota; Metazoa; Chordata; Leptocardii; Amphioxiformes; Branchiostomatidae
Product: nucleotide-binding oligomerization domain-containing protein 2-like
Exons: 4
Coding region: 1-2403 (800 amino acids)
Biological process (GO): signal transduction
Molecular function (GO): protein binding
Source: RefSeq, a predicted model, not a curated record
AUGAUUGGUCGCGCCAUUGACGUCACAGUUGUUGACUUUAAGCUCAGCAAAAAGUUUUCAAUGCGCCCCUCUAGAUGGAAUAGACUAGACCGUGUUCCAGUCCCCUGCCACCAUGGCGGUGAAAACGUCAGCUCAGACUGGAAGGACCUGGCCUUCCAUCUCGACUUCCGCCGAUCAGACACCGACAACAUAGCCGGGAGGAACCGGGAUGACAAGUCCCGCUGUAUGGACCUGUUGGAGGAAUGGCUCAAGCGGAACGGGGACAGAGCCACCGUAGAGGUCCUGAUGGAGGCUCUGUCUGAGGCUGAGUUACAGAGUACUGUGGACGGGCUAAGGGACAAAUACCCAGAAGUUACAGGAAAGUCCGAAGCUCCAAGGUGCAUUCUGAUUGAGGGUGAAGCUGGAGGGGGGAAGACAACAUUUCUGUCCAAAGAAGCCUUAGAUGCCGUCUCACAGAAAACAGAGCUGGGUAGACGGCACGACAUCGUCCUGUUGAUCCGACUCCGGGAGGUGUGGGAGGGGGAGACCAUAGAGGAGAUGGUGUGGGACCAGUGUGUUUCUCAAACAACUGAAGGUAUUGAUGUACAGUCCAUCAGAGCGAUCCUACAGAGGAACGAGUCCCGUGUGCUCUUCCUCCUAGAUGGGUAUGAUGAGCUGCGGCCUGAAGCCAGGGAAGCCGGGCAGGCCAUUCCCAAACUGCUGUCUAGUAAGAUGUACCUCAAGAGCACGGUCGUGAUCACCUCCCGUCCCUCAGCAGGAGUGCAGCAGUACACCCGGCCAGACUGUCACGUACACAUCAUGGGCUUCUCUCCUGAACAUGUGGACAAAUACGUGCGGCAGUACUUUGAAAUAGUCGGAACAGCUGAAAUAGCGAAGGAACUCAUCACGGUAGUAAGAAAAAAUCCUCUUGUUACGGAUUUACUCCACACCCCGAUUUUCCUGAUGUUAGUCUGUGUACUGUGGGAGGAUAACCCAGAGAUGGUGUCACCAGGGACAAUGACAGAUCUGUACAGCAACCUCCUGACAUGUCUUGGUAAGAAGCACUGCAAGCGAGAAGGUGUGGAAAUGCCAACAGACGGACUGCCGGCAGACUUGGCUGAUGCAUUGCUGCAGAUCGGCAACCUUGCGCUAGAGGCACUGCUAAGGGGUGAGACUCUGCUUGACGUUUCACAAGCAGAGAAUGAAAAUCUGAAUUGGAAGCUGUUGACAGCCAGGCUGGCUUCAGUUCUGAAGAAUGUUCCCGGUCUGAAGGUGCUGAAUCUGUCAUACACAGCCCUAACACCAGCAUCACUCCAGUCACUUGUGCAGGGUUUUCGUCACAUUCCUCAGUUAGAGGAGCUGGAUCUAACUUGGAUCGAUAAACUUGGUGAUGCUGGGAUGGAAGUCCUACAGACUGGGCUGUCCAGUGUUCCACACCUGGCUGUACUCCGUCUCAGGAAUGUACACAUGACAUCUGCAGGCAUGUCGCUCCUCACUCCCUACCUGCGCCACCUAGCGGGACUGAGAGAAUUGGAUUUAAACUUGAAUGAGAUCGGUGACACCGGACUGACAUCUCUCACCACCGUCCUCCCCACCUUCAUCGCCAUGCAGGUGUUGGACCUGGCAGCGACCCGUAUAACCCACACAGGCAUGCGCACACUGGUCCCUGCACUGCGUCACUUAACCAGACUCGUCAAACUGGACAUUGGUUAUAACAACAUAGGAGACUCCGGGCUGGAAUGCUUUUCCGCCAUCCUCCCCCACCUCACAGCCAUGGAGGUGUUGGUCCUGCCAGAUAUCAGGAUAAGCCACAAAGGCAUGGUCGCUCUAGUGGCUGGAUUGUGCAAGUUAAAUGGACUGAUCAAACUAGACAUUAGCAAUAAUGACAUAAAAGACCCCGGACUGGAAUGCCUAGCUGCUAUUCUCCCUCACCUUACCGCCAUGAAGGUACUUAUUCUCAACAGCACGGGUAUCAGUGACAGGGGAAUAUCAGCCCUGGUUAAAACUCUGCCUCACCUGGUGGAAUUACAGGAGCUGAAUGUGAGCUGGAAUAACAUAGGGGAUUCAGGAAUUGUCUCUCUUGUCCAAACACUUUGCCAGCCCAGAAAGUUGGACUUGGAACAAAACCCACCUAGGGAAAAGAGUCUGACCACAGCUACAGCACCUCGUUAUAACACCACACUACAGAGGCUGGACUUUGGAUGGAAUAGAGGAAUAACAGGAGCCGGACUGGGGAGGGUCGCACAGCUCAUCGGCACACCUACACACCUGCCUGACACCGCUGCCAUGGCUCUAGCCGAGGCUCUACCCAGACUCCCUGCCUUGGAGGAGCUGGAACUUGAGAACAUCUCCAUGGAUCUUGCAGGGUUUCAGGCCGUGGUGCAGGCUGCUGAGGAACACCCUACACUAAAGCGCCUGUGGUGA